This is a messenger RNA of Oryzias melastigma (Indian medaka), 4250 nucleotides long. RefSeq names its product probable cation-transporting ATPase 13A3. Gene Ontology annotation, cellular component: late endosome membrane. The coding region runs from base 396 to 4190 and encodes 1264 amino acids. Gene Ontology annotation, molecular function: ATP binding; polyamine transmembrane transporter activity; ATP hydrolysis activity. The transcript has 32 exons. NCBI's taxonomy places the organism in Eukaryota, Metazoa, Chordata, Actinopteri, Beloniformes, Adrianichthyidae. The record is from RefSeq and is a predicted model, not a curated record. Gene Ontology annotation, biological process: intracellular calcium ion homeostasis; polyamine transmembrane transport.
AUCAGAUUAAUGUUAUGAUGGUUUUUCAAAUUAAUCCAUUAUCUCAGAGUGAAACUCCAGUCGUCCCCAGAAAAUCUUAGAUAUAGAAAGUGAUGCGACAGAAUGCACAGAUAGCAGCUGUUUAAAAUGUCAGAGCUGAUUGGUUCGUUUGUAGAAAGACAUAUUUUCAUAAAUGGAUGAUAAAAGCGGGAAUAAAGUAUCUCUUUGAUGUCUGAGCUGCUGUUCUGAGCGGCGCUUUGAAUGACCUUUGAUCUGCCGCUGUUUGGAAAAACUCUGAUUUGAGCGCGCGGCCUUUCGUUUGAACUUUUCAUAAUUCACCCCAAACUCGUUUUGUUGUGAUGACGCCACAUCCUGUUUUCCCACUUCCUCCCUAAACCGCUGGGGUUGUCCUGUACAUGCACGGCGCGCGCGCACGUGUGCGGUGCAGGCGCGUGCAGCUGCCCUCGCGCUCGGCUCUGACUGACUUUGAUGUGGACAGGCGGCCGCUGUGCUUUGACAGGAUGAAGAUGAGGGAGGAGGUGAAGAUAAUCAACAGAGGCCUGGAGGAUGAGAUGGAGGUGUGGGGGUACCAGCCCUGUCUGUGGAAGAGGAUCCUGGUGGCUGUGGGGGCCGUCUGCUCCUGUGGUCUCUUGCUGCUGCUGCUUUACUGGCUGCCUGAAUGGGGGGUCAAGAGCACGUGCACACCCACCUCGCUGAAGGAUGCACACACACUGCUGCUCCGGACGACGGACGAGUUCAAACAGUGGUUUCGAGCCAGAGUCCACGUGAUGCUGGCUAGAGGGAGGAAACCAUUUGAAGAUCCAGAUCUGCAACAGAAAACUCAUCAAGCCAAUGGAGACCAAAAGGUCUGUUCUGUGAAGGAGGAGGAUCAUGGGAAGUUUCUUUGUAGUGAGCCUGUUAAGGUCCACUUCUUCUCACACCACAGCGUGACAUACUACUGGAACGAUGAGAUGCAGAACUUUGAGUUUUAUCAAGGCCUGGAGGAUGUGAGGACAAGCUGUGCACAGAUCCACUCGUACCACAGCUCUGGGCUCUCUAAAUCGCUGCAGGACUUCAGGAGGGUUUUCUUCGGGGAGAACGAGAUUGCAGUGAGAGUGCCGUCUCUGUUCAAGCUUCUCAUUAAAGAGGUCCUCAACCCGUUCUAUGUCUUCCAGCUCUUCAGCGUCAUCCUGUGGAGUGUUGAAAGCUACUACUAUUAUGCUGCAGCCAUAGUUUUCAUGUCUGUCAUUUCAAUAGUUACCUCUCUGUACACCAUCAAAAAGCAAUAUGUGAUGCUGCAUGACAUGGUGGCCGCGCACAGUGUGCUCCGUGUUUCCGUGUGCAGAGGAAACAAAGACAUCGAGCAGGCCAUGUCGACUGAACUGGUUCCUGGUGAUGUCAUCGUUAUUCCAGCCAAUGGGAUGAUGAUGCCAUGCGACGCCAUUCUUUUCCAUGGGAACUGUGUUGUGAAUGAGAGCAUGCUGACAGGGGAGAGCGUCCCUGUCACCAAAACCAGUCUGCCCAGUUCAGGCCACGAGGCAGCCGAGAUUUACAACAUGGAGGAACACAAGCGCCACACCCUGUUCUGCGGCACGCACGUCAUCCAGACCCGCUUCUAUGCCGGGGAGGUGGUGAAGGCAGUGGUGGUCCGAACAGGUUUCUCCACAGAGAAAGGCCAGCUGGUGCGCUCCAUCCUCUACCCCAAACCCACAGACUUCAAGCUGUAUCGAGACGCUUACCUGUUCCUGCUGUGUCUGGUCGGGGUUGCGGGGAUCGGCUUCAUCUACACCAUCGUGCUCAGCAUUAUGAGCAAGGUUCCAGCCAAAACCAUCAUCAUCGAAUCUCUGGACAUCAUCACCAUCACCGUUCCCCCAGCCCUGCCCGCAGCCAUGACCGCUGGAAUCGUGUACGCACAGCGGCGCCUGAAGCGCGUCGGGAUCUUCUGCAUCAGUCCUCAAAGGAUCAACAUGUGCGGUCAGCUGAACCUGGUCUGCUUUGACAAGACUGGGACUCUAACCGAGGACGGGUUGGACCUGUGGGGUGUUCAGAGGGCUCAUGGGGGCAGCUUUGGUCCUCCUGAGUCUGAGGCUUCAGGGGAAGCUCUGCUGAAUUCUAGCUUUGUGGCCUGCAUGGCGACCUGCCACUCUCUGACCAAGAUCGACGGAGAACUUUCUGGAGACCCUUUAGACCUGAAGAUGUUUGCUGCAACUGGCUGGGUUCUAGAGGAGCCCACAGAGGAAGAGACUGCACUACACAACCAGCUGAUGCCGACAGUGGUCCGGCCUCCAAAGGCGAGCCUCACUGGAGUGGAUCAGAACAGUCCACCGGCCCGAGACGUGUCCUGUGAGCUCGGCAUCGUGCACCAGUUCCCCUUCUCCUCAGCCCUGCAGAGGAUGAGUGUGGUGGUCAGGAGGUUGGGCCAAAAGCACAUGGAUGCCUACCUGAAGGGGGCGCCGGAGGUUGUAGCCUCCCUCUGCAAAGUGCACUCAGUCCCACAGAGCUUCACAGAGACUCUGGAGAGCUACACCAGGCAGGGCUUCAGAGUCAUUGCUCUGGCACAUCGGCAACUGGAGUCCAAACUUUCUUGGCAUAAAGUCCAGAGCCUCAGCAGGGAUCUGAUUGAGACCAACAUGGACUUCCUGGGUCUGAUCAUCAUGCAGAACAAGAUCAAACCUGAGACUGCGGGGGUUUUGCAUGACCUGCAGCGUGCUAACAUCCGCACCCUGAUGGUCACAGGUGACAACAUGCUGACGGGCAUCUCUGUGGCUCGCGACUGCGGAAUGGUCCACGGACAUGAGCGGAUCAUCAUCGUCGAUGCUGCUCCUCCCAAAGAUUCUCAACCUGCCAGCAUCAGGUGGAAUUACACCGACAACCCCCCUCAGGAAGACAGAGAGAACCAGACCGCAGAGAUCGCCAUGGAGGAGGCGCCGUAUCACUUUGCUCUGAGCGGCAGAGCCUUCGCUGUCAUCAUGGAGUUCUUCCCUCAGCUGAUGCACAAGCUCGCCCUGAAGACCACAGUGUUUGCCCGCAUGGCUCCAGAGCAGAAGACUCAGCUGGUGGAAGUCCUGCAGAGCAUGGACUACAUAGUUGGGAUGUGUGGAGAUGGAGCCAACGACUGUGGAGCUCUGAAGAGAGCUCACAGCGGGAUCUCUCUGUCUGAGCUGGAAGCCUCCGUGGCUUCACCCUUCACCUCCUCCACCUCCAACAUUUCCUGUGUCCCCAACCUCAUCAGGGAGGGCCGAGCAGCUCUCAUCACAUCCUUCUGCGUCUUCAAGUUCAUGGCUCUGUACAGCAUCAUUCAGUACACCAGCGUCAUCCUGCUCUACUGGAUUCUCAGCAACUUGGGGGACUUCCAGUUCCUGUUCAUUGACGUCGUCAUCAUUCUCAUCGUCGCCUUCACGAUGAGCCUGAACCCGGCGUGGAAGGAGCUGGUGUGGCGUCGCCCCCCGUCCAGUCUGAUCUCGGGCCCGCUGCUCUGCUCCGUUCUGAUGCAGAUCCUCACCUGCCUGCUCUUCCAGGUCCUGGUGUUUACGCUGGUGCAGCAGCAGAGCUGGUACGAGAAGUGGACGCCGGAGUCAGACGCCUGUAACAUCAGUUUGUCUCAGAGCGUGAACACGACGACGAGCCCUCACGACCACAAGAACAUCAAGAACUACGAAAACACCUCGCUCUUCUACGUGUCCUCCUUCCAGUACUUGGUUGUGGCCAUAGUCUUCUCCAAAGGGAAGCCCUUCAGACAGCCCAGCUACAGGAACUGGCCGUUCAUGCUGUCCUGCGCUGCUCUCUACGCCUUUCUGCUCUUCAUCAUGCUGCACCCCAUCCCCGCCAUCGACCGCUUCCUGGAGAUUGUGUGUGUUCCUCGGGAGUGGAGACUCAUUCUGCUCGUCAUCGUGGUUGGAAAUGCUGCCGUCUCUCUUCUGAUGGAGAUUUUGAUCCUUGACGUCUGCUUGUGGAGGCUUGUUUUCAGAGGUGGUGGGGGCUCAUGCACCCCCACAGAGGCGCCCUCUGCUGACCCAGCACAGGAAGCCAACGACCGCUGGGCAUCGGCUCUCUUUUCCCGGCUUUUCCGUCAGAGGAACAAGCCCCCCAAGGGGCGCUACAGACAUCUGGCUCUGGAGCUGCAGGAAGAUGCGGACUGGCCUCCCAAAUCCUCCAUCGUCACGUAUGCCGGUGACUCCCCGCUGCAUACCUGUAACCACAGCACGAGCUGAGGAGCAGAGAAGACGUCUCCGUCUGACUCCUGUUUUACAUAAAAGAGCUGCAGACUUUCA